Lagopus muta (rock ptarmigan) is the source of this 844-nucleotide messenger RNA. RefSeq names its product glycolipid transfer protein (gene GLTP). Gene Ontology annotation, molecular function: ceramide 1-phosphate transfer activity; ceramide 1-phosphate binding. Gene Ontology annotation, cellular component: cytosol; cytoplasm; membrane. Lineage: Eukaryota; Metazoa; Chordata; Aves; Galliformes; Phasianidae. The transcript has 5 exons. The record is from RefSeq and is a predicted model, not a curated record. Gene Ontology annotation, biological process: ceramide transport; intermembrane lipid transfer. The coding region runs from base 54 to 686 and encodes 210 amino acids.
GCGCCGCGCUGCCGGGUCGGUGCCGGGUCGGUGCGGGCCGGGCCGGGCCGGGCAUGGCGCUGCUGCUGGAGCACGAGUUCCGGCCGCUGCCGGCAGACAAGCAGAUCGAGACGCUGCCCUUCCUGGAGGCCGUGGCGCACCUGCCGCCCUUUUUCGACUGCCUGGGGACGCCCAUCGUGUACUCACCCGUCAAAGCCGACCUGGCCGGGAACAUCAAGAAAAUCCGGGCUGUUUACGACUCCAACCCCACCAAGUUCAAAACGCUGCAGAACAUCCUGGAGGUGGAGAAGGAGAUGCACGGUGCUGCCUGGCCCAAGACGGGCGCAACGCUGGCGCUGAUGUGGCUGAAGAGGGGCCUGAAGUUCAUGCUGGUGCUGCUGCAGAGCAUCUCCGAUGGCGAGCGGGACGAUGAGCACCCCAACCUCAUCCGUGUCAAUGCUAUGAAAGCCUAUGAGAUUGCCCUCAAGAAAUACCACGGCUGGAUGCUGCAGAAGCUUUUCAUGGGCUCAGUCUACGCGCUGCCCUACAAGUCAGACCUGCUCAAGGCUUUGGAGAAAGGCAAGGAGGUGAAGGAGGAGGAGAGCAUUGAGAAGAUCCACCAAUUCCUCACGAGAGUGACGCCCAUCCUGGAUGCCAUCUAUGAGAUGUACACCCGGAUGAACGCCGAGCUGAGCUACAAAGCUUGAUGGGGUCAGCACAGCAGUGGGGCCGCACCGCUCAGCAAAUCCCAUUCUGCUCUGGAUCUGCAGCCGAUAGCCCGUUUUCUAAAAAGAAUCAUUAAUUUUCUAUCGAGAAUAUAGCAAUAAACCAAUUGUACCCCGGGGGCACCUCGGGAUUUCCCAAG